AUGGAUAUCUUGGAAAACAUUCCGAGAGUUAGAACAGAUGGACCACCAUACUGGUUAAUAUUUGUUGGUCAAAACACAAGAUACUGUGAAGCCAUACCAUUAUGGUCCAAAAAUAUUUUAGAUGUGAAAACUGCUUUGACAAUAUUCGUUGACAAAUACCAUCCAACAAAACUGACAUCUGACUGUGAAAGUUCUUUCAAAUCAGAUGAUGUAAAAAACUAUCUGCGUUCAAAAAAUGUAAACCAAUAUUUCAUUGUCGACCAAAACCAUUCUGCUCUUGGUGUCAUUGACGGUUGUAUAAAAAUGUUAAGAGACUUAAACCAACCACAAGGUGGUGAAGCAAAUGAAAUGUCAUAUAACGACAAGUAUAGACACUUCUCCCAGGCAAAGAUGAGACAAGUUUUAAAUAUUUACAAUAACCGUAAACAAAAAGGUUUGGGAAACCACUCCCCCGAAGAAAUGAAAAACAACCCUGACUUAGAGAAAGACUAUAUAUUUAAUAAUUUAGUCAAAAGAGACAAACAAGAAAGAAUGCCGGGCUUCAAACUUCAGAAAGGUGACAAAGUAAAAAUAGAAAUACCUAAACGCGACCCAUAUGAAAAUACUAUUGACUAUAACAACAAUGGGAACCCGACAG
Molecule: messenger RNA, 637 nt
Organism: Trichomonas vaginalis G3
Lineage: Eukaryota; Parabasalia; Trichomonadida; Trichomonadidae
Exons: 1
Biological process (GO): DNA integration
Molecular function (GO): nucleic acid binding
Source: RefSeq, a predicted model, not a curated record